AUGCUCAGGUUAGAGAGCAAGGAAUCACUCAGGUUUGAGGGUGAAGGUGAGCCCAGGUUAGAGGGCCAAAUGAUGCUCAGAUUAGAGAGCAGAGGAUCACCCAGGUUUGAGGGUGAAGAUGAGGCCAGGUUAGAGGGCCAGAGGAUGCUCAGGUUAGAGAGCAGGGAAUCUUCCAGGUUUGAGGGUGAAGGUGAGCCCAGGUUCGAGGGCCAGAGGAUGAUUUGGUUAGAAAGCAGGGAAUUGCCCAGGUUUGAGGGUGAAGGAGAGCCCAGGUUAGAGGGCGAAAGAACACUCUACACAAACAUGAAUAAAAGGAAUUUGGGAAGAAGGAACAAAACAACACUAAAGGAUGACGGACUUAGGAGACGACGUAUUUAUGUGACUGAUUUAGAUAGCUCCGUAGAAGUACGAAGAGGUGAAGGGAAAAACUAA
Parnassius apollo (apollo) is the source of this 432-nucleotide messenger RNA. The record is from the annotation of a GenBank genome assembly. NCBI's taxonomy places the organism in Eukaryota, Metazoa, Arthropoda, Insecta, Lepidoptera, Papilionidae.